This is a messenger RNA of Adineta steineri, 362 nucleotides long. Lineage: Eukaryota; Metazoa; Rotifera; Eurotatoria; Adinetida; Adinetidae. The record is from the annotation of a GenBank genome assembly.
AUGUCAGAAAAUCCCGAAAAAAAUGAAAAGAAAAGUGAAUUUCUUCCACGAAAUGAAAUUGAAGAUCCAAUGGGUAUCAAUGUUUAUUCAUCGAAAGAUAAUGAAAGUAUGCAUAAAUCAUUAAAUGGACAUUUUAUUCUUUAUCAAUUACUUAUUCAAUGUUUAUUUGAUGAAACAAAUCCAUUACCAUUUGAAAAAUCAUCAAUAUUAAAAUAUUUUCAACCAGUUAAUAAAAUUGAUAAAAAACAAAUGAAAGAAUUUGAUAAAAAAUAUGAAUCAACAAAAGCAAUUCAGUGGUAUACAAAACAAUCUUCGAUUUAUAAAAUAUUAAAUAAAGCAUUAAGAACACAAAAUAUUGAUGA